UAUAGCUAGUAUAUAUUCCUCUUGGCUCUUAUCCUCUGGCUAUUAAUAAACUGUGGACUAACAGAUGGAACUCCCAGCACCAGAAAGAAAGAAGAAAUCUUAUCUUGUUUUGUUUGAUUCCACUCAAUCCUCUAAAUUCAGCAGCAGCCAUAACUCAGAAACAAAGAGACAGAAAAAGAGAAGAAGGUAGAACAACACUGGGCGCCAGAUAGCCGCCGCCCGAGGUAGGGAGAGAACGGGAAGAGAUGGGAAUGGCGGCAUUGAAUGUGGCGUCAUCACCGCCGUCGCCACUCUGCAGCUUCUCUUCCAUACACAGUCUGAACAACCAUGAUUAUUAUAAUAUUAACCAUGCAAAUUGCUUACAUUCUGCAAGUGAAUGGGUCUCCACUAAGGUUAACAAGAAUAAUUGUAAAUUCCUUCCGUUCCCUUGUUCUUAUCAUUCCUCUGUUCCAUCGACGAAACCCAAAUCCGCAGUCUCUCGGAUGCCAAGUAAUCUCUCAAAAUCAGGUGAAUUUCUUGCCCAUUAGCUUCUUAAUUCUUACUCUCUGGUAUUUUGCUCCAAUAAACAAUUUUCACGGGUUUUUUUUAGAUUACCCUGUCAUAAAUUCUCUUUCAAGAACUUAAUUAGGGUGUUGUUGUACUUGGGUCUUGUUUCAAUCGGUGGUGUCUAGAAGCGAUUAGGGUUGUUUCUAAUCCCAUAUGAUUGUAGAAAAUUAACCUCAGUUCUGAAAGGUGAUUGCUUUAGUCAGAAAUGGGAUUCAGCUUCAGAACACAAUGUUAACAACGGCUGAAUUGGGGUAAACCUAGUUGAAGUUGAUGAAAUGCUGAAUAUGGUUCUUAGACUAGGACAUCCGUGUGCUUGGCUGACACCUUUGGAUGGUUUUACAUCACCAGGCGUUCUUUCUGAUGCGAUAUGCAGGUGGCCAUGGAUGUUCGUGGAUUCAGGGCAACUCCAUUCACGUGCAUCAGAAUCCCAUUUCCAGCAAAAACUGGAGAAGGGGUUCAGUGGAUUCAGCUUUCCCAUCUGCGCCUGCAGAAGUUGCUUCUGUGCAGAACUUUUUCGAGUACAUAUGCGCAGGUCCACUUAUUGGCAAGAUGGGUUUGACUUCAGAUACAAUUGCUGAGUCCAUUGACAAGUGGAUUCUCUAUGGAUCCCUCUUGAGCCGGUUGUUUCAGCUCAAUGACAUGCACCUCACUGAUCCUCAGAAAAAAAGGUUUUACCACUACUAUAUCCCGGUUUUUUUAUGGUGUGAGAAUCAGAUUUCCAAGCACGCUUCCCAGUUCAAAGAUGGAGAAGACAUACCUCCCCUAGUGAUUGGUUUUAGUGCACCUCAAGGUUGUGGAAAGACUACUCUUGUUUCUGCUCUUGCUCAUCUCUUUGAUGUCACUGGAAGGAAGUCCGCGACAAUAUCAAUAGAUGAUUUCUAUUUGACGGCAGAGGAUCAGGGUAAGCUGAGAGAAGCAAAUCCGGGAAAUUCACUUCUAGAGUUACGUGGAAAUGCUGGGAGCCAUGAUCUUCCAUUCUCAGUUGAAACACUGACUUCUCUUUGCAAAAUGACUAAAGAAGGUAUGAAGAUGAAGUUACCCCGCUAUGAUAAAUCUGCAUAUAGUGGUAAAGGCGAUAGAGCUGAUCCUUCUGCCUGGCCAGUUGUUGAAGGACCAUUAACGGUGGUUCUGUUUGAAGGUUGGAUGCUUGGGUUCACACCCCAACCUGUAGAAGCUGUUCGAGCUGUUGAUCCACAGUUGGAGAUAGUGAACAAGAAUCUCGAAGCAUACUGUGAUGCAUGGGACAAGUUUGUGGAUGCUUGGGCAGUCAUAAAGAUCCAGGACCCAAGUUGUGUUUACCAAUGGCGACUGCAGGCAGAGAUUGCUAUGAGGGAAGCAGGAAAACCUGGAAUGACUGACGAAGAGAUUGAGGACUUCGUUUCCAGGUACCUGCCGGCAUACAAAGCUUAUCUACCUGUACUUUACACUGAAGGACCAAAGGGGUCGACUCCUGAGAAUCUCCUGGUUAUUGAAAUUGAUGAAGGCAGGAAUCCCAUUCUGGAGAACUAGCUAGUUAAUAUUAUCAUUUAUCAGGAAGGAAAAAUGCUGCGAACUUGAGUCAAUUUUAUGAAGAUUUCCUUUUUCGUUUUCAUUUGAAAACUCAGGUUUUUGCUAUUCGUUGUUAAACAAUCUAGAAACCUACGAGAUAUGAGUCCAACAAGGAUGGCGAGAGAUCAUUACCCACUAUGGAACCCAUGGUGCUACCCUUUUAGCACCACCAAAUCAUCUCCAACCCAUGGUGUAAAAGGGGGAUAAAGGGCUAAAACAAAAAAUUGGAGCCUAAAAUAGGUCUAGUUCAUGGAGGCUAAAAUUUGGGAGGAGCUAAAAUCGGAACCACUUUAGAAAAGCUGGCAGUCAGUAAUCGUCUGCGCGGCAGGCGCGUGCCGCAUUUUGGCGCACUCCCCGUCCGCGUGGCUGGCUGUCUUUUUGACCGUUGGCUGCUUUUUUUUCUUUUUAUUUGCUUUAUGGUUCUUUUUAAACAAAUCGAUACACAUUUGCGGUGCAA
Linum tenue is the source of this 2551-nucleotide messenger RNA. NCBI's taxonomy places the organism in Eukaryota, Viridiplantae, Streptophyta, Magnoliopsida, Malpighiales, Linaceae. The record is from the annotation of a GenBank genome assembly.